UUCCGCAUGCAAACUUGAUCCAUCCAUCUCCACCUCUUUGACAAUUUCGAACCGCCAUUUCCCCUUCCCCUUUCUCUCCUUUUAAACCCCCCACUUCACAUACACUUACACUUCAUUCCCAUGCAUCUAUCUAUCCAUCUAUAUGCCCAUAAUUUUCACCAAGUUCUUGAAAUACAAAGCAACUUACACCACAAAGAAAGCAGUUUCUUGGUUCUUUAAAGGAGGAACAACAAAACAAUGGCGUCUCAGCAGAUAUCUCGCAAAGAAAACACGGCACAGGAACAAGAAGGGGACUCUAAUAAGAUGAAAACACAAACACAAACACACCAUGUUGUUACAACCGAGAAGUUGCAACAGGGUGCUGACAAAGUUAGAGAUUCUUCUUCUUCCCAAGCUCAACAACAACAUAAGAAUUAUUCAACUCAGGAGAAUAAACAAAAAAGAGCAGAACAAGCAUUAAGUGACAUUAACAAAAAAGCAUAUCAACAUAAACAAAAGGAACAGCAUAAUUCCAGAGCUCGGGCUCAACAAGAAGCAGCAAAGGACAUAAACAAAAAAGAAGAAGAAAAGAAACACAAAGAACAAUCAAAUCUUGGAGGCAUUUCUAGGUCUCAACACGAGAGUAGCGGCGAAACUCGGAGAGAAAAGAAUGAUGAACAGCCAAGCUUGGAAGAGAUUUCGAAGUACAGAAGUCAAGCUCAACAGAAUUCAAUGGAUGCAAUUUCCGCAGCUCAAGAGAGGUACCAGAAAGAAAAACAAGCAGCCGAAGGCACCGGAACCGGCACUAGUCAAAUCCCUCAAGAUAAAACCGCUAUAGAGAAGGGAAAAGAAGGCUAUGUCGCGGCGAAGGACACCGUCUCGAAAGUAGCGAAGGGAACGAAGGAAUAUACAGCACCUGUGGCUGAGAAGGCGAAGGAAUACACCGUACAAGCAGCGGAGAAAGCGAAAGAGGCGACGGUGGAAGGCGGGUAUGCUGGGCAGAAGGCUUCUGAGCUGGCCGCGAAGUCGGUGGGGACCGUUAAAGGGUUGGCUGCUGCUGCUGGUGAUAGUGCCAAGGAGUAUACAGCAAGGAAGAUGGAUGAGAAAGAGACGGAACUGGAGGCCAAGAAAGCAGCUCAGAGACUGGAGAUUGAUAAGAAGAAAUCAACGGAAGUUGUUGAAAGAGGAGGAGGACAAGAACAGGAAGGUGGAGUGAGAAGAGGAUCUGAAGAGAGAACGUUUCAGGGAGAUCAAGGUGAACAACUUGGCGGGGUUGCUAAAACUCAAGGUCAAGUUACUCAAGCAAUUCAAAAGGGAACAAAAGGAACUGUGGGCAAUGUUAACAACCAAAGGGAACAGCAACCAUAUCAAAACGUUGGUGAAACAUUGGGUGAUGGUGGUGAAAGGGUGAAGCCAUUGGAUAAUGUGAAUGAAGGAGGAAGCCAGGUGCUGGGAGCAGUAGGUGAGACUGUGGCUGAGAUUGGAGAAACCAUGAUUAAACCUGCAAUGAAGGCGCAGAGUCAGGGUCGUGGUGGUGGUGGUGGUGGGGUUCUGAAUGCCAUAGGUGAAACCAUAGCAGAAAUAGCAGAGACAACCCAAGUGUAUGUUGUUGGAGAGGGUGAAGCAGAGCAAAGGCAGAACAUUGUGUGAAGCAGUUUCGAUUGUGUGCUAGUUGAAAGUUUCAUCUGUUUUUACGGUUAUGGUGAUGUAGAUAAAUAAGUAAGCAACAGUUUUUUAUAAUUCGGUUCUGAGAAUAAAUAGCAUGUACGUUUUAUGGGUUUGUAAAUAAAUGAAUGAAUGAAUAAUUAUAUGAGAACUACCGUUUUCAU
This is a messenger RNA of Arachis duranensis, 1808 nucleotides long. RefSeq names its product seed biotin-containing protein SBP65. Lineage: Eukaryota; Viridiplantae; Streptophyta; Magnoliopsida; Fabales; Fabaceae. The record is from RefSeq and is a predicted model, not a curated record.